Molecule: messenger RNA, 1252 nt
Organism: Schistosoma guineensis
Lineage: Eukaryota; Metazoa; Platyhelminthes; Trematoda; Strigeidida; Schistosomatidae
Source: the annotation of a GenBank genome assembly
GCUGGUUUUAACAGUGGCGUUGCUUAUACUCCUCCGAAGAAAAAGGUACUUCAAGCCCUAGCUUUUCCAGUUUUGGGAAAAGUCUGUUAUGCGAUACCGCAUUAAAUGAUUUACUGAUUUCAACGUAAACAACGCGAGCUGGUUUCCUAUUAUUGAACGAAUCGGUUCAUCACUCUCUUGCUAUAAUGAGAAACAGUAUAACAUCCAAUAAACUACAAAAUGAAAGUUGAUGAUGUUGAACAAGAUUGGUUGUUUUAUCUUGCCCAACCAAAUAAAUUAUUAUCGGAUAUUGAGGGUCUAACUAUAUCACAUCAGUUGGAGUUGCUUAAACAAUCCUUAUCACAGGCUGAAAUAAGUGAAAGAAAAACUAGUCUCACUAAUUGUGAAAAUAAUUCAGUGGACAACUUCAUCGGAGAAAAUGAAACUAUGAAUCCUGAUGACAUAUUUGUCGAGUCGUCUAGGUUAUUCAAAAAGUCAAAAGUUUUGGAUAUAAUGUCCUUACAGAUUGCUGCUAAUCUAAAAUUCAAUCUAAAUCUUUUUCGAGUCAUAUCAGAAAUGCCCAUUAAGCUUCUUGCACGUCUCUAUAGAGUGCUCGUCAUGAGUACUUCAAAAUUUUCAUCAGUUUUACAACCUCUGUUUGAAAAUGCGAUAAAUAAAGAAAAUAUUUUCAUUAUAAAUCCUUACGGAUACUAUAGAUGGUCUCAGUUAAAUCCUAUGACAAUUUAUGGUUUAAUGUCUUACCAUAUAUGGUGCCUUCAUGUAUCUCAUACAUCCAGUAUGCUGCCACAUCCCUUUCGAAAUCUUACUCCUAUUGUUUCUGGUUUAACUGAAAUUCCUGAGGUGGCGUUUUUUGCGGAUAAUCGCGUGGAAGUUGGCGUUGUUCUCACUCGCAUACAAGAGUCUGUAAAUCAGCUAAACGAAAUCAACAGUCUUUUGGAUGAUCUCAACAUAGCUAGACCUCUUCCUUCAGUGUUUUCAGCGCUGAAUUCCAUGUUUCCUACAGUUUUUGAACCAAAGAUUAAGUCUGCUCAGGAUGAUCAGAACCAUAACGGUCUAUCAGAUUUUGUUCUUAAUAACUCUAUACCUCUCUCUAAAAGCUAUCUUUCUGCAUCGCUUAACUUUGUACUCGGAAGGUAUGCCUUUCAGCAGCAACAGUUUACUCAAUCACAGAAACUUUUUCAAAUCGCUUACGAUGAAAUGCAAGAUCAAAAGGUAUUUUACAUUUAUGUAGUUAUUCGGUGAAUGACUUUAU